Salmo salar (Atlantic salmon) is the source of this 2539-nucleotide messenger RNA. The record is from RefSeq and is a predicted model, not a curated record. Lineage: Eukaryota; Metazoa; Chordata; Actinopteri; Salmoniformes; Salmonidae.
CUGAUGUUGACACAAAAGGUGGGGUCUCUCAGACUAUAAAAAACUUGUGGACACGUUAUUUCAAUCUUACAUUGAUGGUCAUUCAUUUAACAUAUUUGUAUGUAUCCAUUUUCAACUCUCAUAGACUGUGGUGGAGAAUCCAACAAUGCAGACCAUGGAUAUUGAUGAUGACACGUCUCCCAACAAGCCCAGUGUUACAUUUUCAGUACAUUUUCAGUGGUGGAAGAGACCAUCCGGAGUUGCUGCAGUGUGUCUGGGGCUGCUGUGUGUUCUCCUAUUGGCUGGGAUCAUAGGCCUGUCUGUCUACUAUGGAGUCAUUGAUCAUCACUGCUCAACAGAGAGAGACCAACAUGCCAGUUACAGCCUUCUGACUAAAGGAGAUCAGCAACCAACCAGUUAUAAUAACUUGACAAAAGAGGGAGACCAGAUACAGACCAAUUACAACACCCUGACUGAAGAGAGAGACCAGCUACAGAAUAGUCUAAAUACCAGGACCACUGAGAGAGACCAGUUACAGAACAGUCUAAAUACCACGGCCUCUGAGAGAGACCAGCUACAGAAUAGUCUAAAUACCACGACCACUGAGAGAGACCAGUUUAAAACGAGGCUUAGGUUCUAUGAGAAACCCUGUGUGGAUGGAUGGUGGAAGUUUGGCACCAGCUGUUACUAUGUCUCCUCCACAAUGGACACAGGUGGGGGUGGUCAGAAGGACUGCAGAACAAUGGGUGCUGAUUUGGUUAUUAUAAACAGCAGAGAAGAACAGAUAUUUAUCAAUGGAUUUAAGAAGAAUGUCUGGAUUGGUGCAUAUAAAAAAGAUGCAAUCUGGAAGUGGGUUGGCGACACACCAUUUAAACCUACGUGGAGAGGAAGUGGAGAAUCCAACAAUGCAGACCGGAUAUUGAUGAUGACACGUGCACCAACAAGCCCAGGAAAAGGAAGAUGGCGUUUGUGUUAAAUAUUAAUGUAUCAAUCAAUGUACACAAAUGGAAACACACACACACACACACUUUAACAGGUGAGAGUACUGCAGUAAAUAUAUGUUUCGUAAUGAUCAAUAGAGCAACUAAACCCUUACAACCAGAGAUAAGCCACAAAUAUCUGAUGUUAUAAUACUCUGUGAUUCAGGAAAUUUUCUGUGCUGGAAGAUGCUGUUAGAAAUUUAUGUUAUUCUUCAAUGACAUAAACUUCAAAGCAAAUCAGGAGGAGAAAAAUAGGUUUAUUCAGAGAGGACAAAUCAAGAUGUUAUGCUGGGAGGUAGAUGUUUAGUCUCCCCUGUCCUCAGCUUUUCCCCAAAGAACAAAGGAACAGGAUGCCAUUUAUAACCCCCCACCCUAGCCUGGGAUUGGCCAAUCAGAAGUCCUUGCAGUACAACUUGGCUAAUGGCUAAAUAACCAGUAUCCUGCUCCCGACUUGAUGUACAGACCAAUGAAAACGUGUCACAUGUAGCACACGUCGAGUGACAUUCCACAGAUUCUGAACAGAUGUUGUACUGCAACCGAACUCCUAUUUACAAUUCGCUAUUGACCAUUAGAACUCUAGUUUUUAGUCCUCUCAUCCUCUCAAACUCUCAAACUCUGCGUUGUGUAUUUAUCUUCGACAUAUUCUUAUAAUACCCUCUAGAGUUUCUAUACUGGGAUCAUAGGCAUGUUUGUCUACUGUAAGUUUACUAUACAUUAAUAGUGAGUUACUGUUUGUUUUGACUGAAAUAUUUAUCAGAUUCAAUGAUGUGAUAGUUAGUGUUUGAGGAACUUUUCUCUUUUACAGAAUGUUGGGUUAAAAGGUUAAUAAGGUUAGGGUUAGCUAAAAGGGUUACGGUUAGGGUCAGGGGAAGGGUUAACUAAAAGGGUUAAUGUUAGGGUCAGGAAGGGUUAGCUAAAACGUUAAGGUUAGCGUCAGGGGAAAGGUUAACUAAAAGGGUUAAUGUUAUGGUCGGGAAGGGUUAGCUAAAAUGUUUAAGGUUAGCGUCAGGGGAAAGGUUAACUAAAAGGGUUAUUGUUAUGGUCGGGAAGGGUUAGCUAAAACGUUUCAGGUUAAGGUCAGGGGAAGGGUUAGCUAACAUGCUAAGUAGUUGCAAAGUAGAUAAAAUGUAGUGUAAUAAAGAUAAUCUAACGUUUUACCUAAUGAUAUAUAAGGAGGGCAUUUGCACAACAUGCUUCACAACAGCACACAACAAAACUCCAGAGACAUAUUGAGCAACCAACUGAUACCAAUCACGAGCACACCCAGAGACAGAUGGCUGACUUAAGCACUCACACAACAUGUCAAAAAAGGAAGCGCCCUAGCCACACGAACUGACCACUGGUGUAAAAAACAACAUCCCAUGACUAUCGCAACCACCCAGACACGACUUAGCAGAAAACACACACACACACACACACACACACACACACACACACACACACUUAUGGGUGCUGGACUCCGAGGACAAAGGACAUUGCCAAGGGCCAAUGGGAAGUCGACACCACCCGGAGAGUGGACCGUCCCUCCACUCAUCGACCAGUCAGGAGAGCGGACCUACUAGACUCAACGUCAACACACU